CAUAUAGGGCAAGUCGGUCACCUUUUUUCCUUUGCAUCGCUGUUCGUCCGUACGACGACCACUCUCAUUUUCAGUCUCUGGUUAUCUUCUUCUCUCUCAUCCGCCAAUUGAUCUUCUUCUUCCUCCUCCUCCUCUGAAACCCUCCGAUUUCUUCUCAUUUCUUCUUCAAUUCAAGCGUUUUCAUCUCCUGGAGAUGGAAUUUUCCUUUUCCUGCAUUUCCAAACCCUAAUUUUCCGAUUCGGUGUUUGUUUUUGCGUUGUUUCUUACUCGUCUUCUGUUUGUUGACGCUGAAAUGGACGGGAAUGCUAAUGGCGGAGAAGCUGGAUUAACCUCCGGAAGUGGAAGCUCUCAUCCUACGGUGCCGCCUCCUAUCACUAAUGCCAACGCGCCUCCGCCGUUUCUGAGUAAGACCUAUGAUAUGGUGGAUGACUCGGCUACCGAUGCGGUUGUGUCCUGGAGCUCCACGAAUAAUAGUUUUGUGGUGUGGAAUCCGCCUGAGUUCGCUAGGGAUCUUUUGCCCAAAUAUUUCAAGCAUAAUAACUUCUCCAGCUUCGUUAGGCAGCUCAAUACCUAUGGCUUCAGGAAAGUUGAUCCCGACCGUUGGGAGUUUGCUAAUGAAGGCUUCUUAAGAGGUCAGAAACACCUGCUUAAGAGUAUAACUAGACGAAGGCCUGUCCAUGGUCACAGUCAGCAACAACCACAGCAGUCUCAUGGACAAAGUUCCUCAGUGGGAGCUUGUGUGGAAGUUGGUAAAUUCGGUUUGGAGGAAGAGGUUGAGAGGCUUAAAAGAGACAAAAAUGUUCUCAUGCAGGAACUUGUGAGAUUGAGGCAGCAGCAACAAACUACUGACAACCAGCUGCAAACUAUGGUACAGCGUCUACAGGGGAUGGAGCAGCGACAGCAGCAGAUGAUGUCAUUCCUUGCAAAGGCCGUGCAAAGCCCUGGCUUUUUGGCUCAGUUUGUGCAGCAGCAAAACGAAAGUACUCGACGCAUAAGUGAAGCUAAUAAAAAGCGAAGGCUCAAGCAGGAUGGAAUUGCCGAGUCAGAGCAUACUACUGUUCCUGAUGGGCAAAUCGUGAAGUAUCAACCUCUCAUGAACGAGGCAGCGAAAGCUAUGCUGAGACAGAUAAUGAAAAUAGAUACUUCACAUUUGGAACCUUUGAACCACAAUACUGACAGUUUUCUAAUCAGUGAUGGUUUGCCAUCGUCGUGUGCAGCAAUGGACAACGGGAACUCUUCUACUUCUGUAUCAGGUGUGACUCUUCAAGAGGUACCUCCGACCUCAGGGGCGUCUUCUUUUAACUCAGCCGCUUCGGGUAUUGCUUCUCAUGGCCCCUCAACUGCCAUUUCAGAAAUUCACUCGUCGCCCCAAGCCACAACUUCUGACAAGGUUUCAACUACUCCUUUUUCUGUUAAUGCUGUGCGCGGUCCAGGGGCUCGGGAAGCUUCUUCCUUGCCCGUUUCAGAGACAGAUGUAAUCAUGUCUGAGCUUUCCCAAAUAUCUGAAAUGGUGUCUGAGAACAUUAUUGAUGCUCCUGAAGCAGAUUAUAGGGCAGCUGAGACUGGGAAUGGUGCAUUUUCAGGUCUGAGUUUGUUGGAAGCAGCCAAUAUUCCCAUUGAAAUUGAUAGCAUAUCCCCCGAUCCUGAUAUCGAUGCCUUACUAGACAAUUCCAACUUCUGGAAUGAUCUUCUUGUGCAUAGCCCAUGCCAGGAGGAAGAGGUUGACUUUUUGACUGGAGGACUACCGAAGACAAACGAAAUGCAGCCGUUAGAAAACAUGUGGGACAAAUCUAAACAUGUGGAUAAACUUACGGAACAGAUGGACCUUCUCACUUCAGAAAUUAAAAGGGUUUGAGCUUGAUCGUCAAAUGUAAAGUAGGUUCUAGAGUCGAUUAAGGUUUCGCUUCGGUAGCUGUGGACGGAUACCCUUAGAAUCAUGGAGGUCUGUUAAUACUACACACGGUAAUGUUCGUAGUUACAUCUUUUUCGUCGUCUAAUGAGCUUUAAGUUUAGCUUCUUGAAUUACAAGCCAUGGAAAUAGAAAGGUAAGGAGAUUACAGGGAUGGUUUAUUUUGGAUGCUAAUUGUACUUACGUAUGGAUGGAGAAUUCAGUUCUCAGUAUUAUAGGAAGAGCUGGCUCUGCUAUUAAAUAAUAUUCGCAGUACAUUUUAGCUUUCCAUGUAAUCUAGAUGGGUGCGUGUAAACAGGUUCGUUCGGCUCGACUUAGGAAUGACCAUAUAGAUUGGACUGGUAUAAGAUACUAAACAAAAGAGAAUCAUUUCAGAAUGGCAUGGCUGAUUGAAUUGAUU
This is a messenger RNA of Cucurbita moschata (crookneck pumpkin), 2309 nucleotides long. Its product is annotated as heat shock factor protein HSF8-like. The transcript is spliced from 3 exons. Gene Ontology annotation, molecular function: DNA-binding transcription factor activity; RNA polymerase II cis-regulatory region sequence-specific DNA binding. Lineage: Eukaryota; Viridiplantae; Streptophyta; Magnoliopsida; Cucurbitales; Cucurbitaceae. The record is from RefSeq and is a predicted model, not a curated record. Gene Ontology annotation, biological process: regulation of transcription by RNA polymerase II. Gene Ontology annotation, cellular component: nucleus. Bases 293 to 1855 code for a protein of 520 amino acids.